Messenger RNA from Cylindrotheca closterium, 2592 nucleotides. NCBI's taxonomy places the organism in Eukaryota, Bacillariophyta, Bacillariophyceae, Bacillariales, Bacillariaceae. The record is from the annotation of a GenBank genome assembly.
AUGUCACCAACAUCAUCAUUUAAUAUCACCGAUGUCAAUUCAAGUUGCUCGUCAUCGUCAUCAUCGUCAUCAUCGUCAUCAUCAUCAUGCCGGGUUCGGGUCGAUGCAUCAUCCACUACUGAUCAUAAUAGUAAUGAUCAUGAAAGCGGCAUAAGUGAUGGCACGAGUUUGUACGAAGUGGUUUCAUCCGAAGGCAAUAAUGACGACGAAUUCACGGAAGUUUACGAAGAGGUGACGGUAACUUCCAAUGAUAAUGACCAAGUCUUUCUACUACAAGAUACUAUUACCGUCCGCAAUGAUAAUGGACACAACAAUAAUGACGGCGUCGUAUCUAGUAGCGAGGACGAUGACUUUGUGUUUGAAGAAAUCACAGUCUCCUCCUCCGACGACGAGGAUGGUCAGUUUGGUCUUCCAACGACUCCCACCAAGUCCAGCAUGAAGACAUCCUGGGGAGCCAGCAAUGUUUUCAACAACAACAACAACAAUUUCAACAACAAAAAGAGCGGCCAGCAGUAUCAUCUAUCUCCGAUAUCCGAAGGAGCAAGAAAUAGUUUGCUGGACAGCAGCGACAAUGACAAUGAUGAGGAAAAAUUAGUUUCUACCAACCAAGAUGGCAUCAACACGAAUGACAAAGCCAGUCCUGAAAUGGAUACUUCCACAGUCCUAUCCGCCACCACGAAUACUACCGAGGCGACAUCCUUUGAACUCCAGCUUCCCAAAUUACAAGUCCAAGUCAGCGGCCUUUCUUGUUUUAUGGAUUUGCAAAGUGUGACUGGAUUCAAUACAACUCCCACCAAUAAUGUCGGCUACAAUCAUUGUGGUGGUGGUGGUGAUACUAAUGGCAAGACAAGACAAACUCGUCAGCUUGACAAUGAUGAUGACGAUGAGGAUGACGAUGAGGACCAGAUAAUAGCCCGUACUACUACAAGUACUAUCCACAAAUCAUUAAAGAAGGAGUCGCCACCUCGUCGCAAUGGCAUGAGCAUGGAAGAAUCAUCCGUACCCUGGAAUCAUCAACAUCAUCCUUCCACCGCUUUGACAGCUCCGCGUCCAUCUCUUCGGAGUCCCUUUUCGAAAUCAUCAACAGCGGCUAGAUUGGGCUCACCAACAAUGAUGGGACCAGCAUUACAUGAGAAGAAGAAGGAACAAGAAGAAGGAUUUGAACUGCGACUCUUGAUGCAACGACAGAUUAGUGGUCUGUCUGUUGGUUUGGAAAGUGUCAAUGAAGAAGAAGAAGAAGAAGAAGACGAUCAAGGGGUCGCUUCCGAUGAAGCAGAGCAAGUCACUACUACUAGGAAUCAUCACCAUUACAAUCAUCGGACGACUCGUACUACUAUGAAGAAGAUGACUCCAAAGAAGCUGUCUCCGCCUCGCCGCAAUGGUAUGAACAUGGGAGAAACGACGAAAGCACCGUGGAAUCAUCCUCGCUCAUCUCCUCGCAGUCCCAUGAUCCGACCAACCAACUCGCGACGAGGCUCACCAAUGGGACAACUACAUCACCAACAGCAGCAAUACCAGAAGGAAGAAGGAUUUGAACUACGGCUCUUGAUGCAACGACAGAUUAGUGGCCUCUCUCUUGGUUUGGAAAGUGUCAAUGAAGAAGAAGAAGAAGAAGAUCAAGCGGUCGCUUCGGAUGAAAUAGAUCAAGUCAAUAGGAAUCAUUAUCAUCAUCAUCAUCAUCAAGACAAUCAUUUCAAAACAUCCUUCCAUUCUCCGAGGGCUGCUUUGGUUAGUAACAAUGGUAGAACGGAACUUGGAAUUGCACGGGAUGGAUUUUCCAAGUCUCGAAAAGGAAGAAGCAAGUCACCAUCGUCGAGACUGCAAGAGGGCAAGAGGGAAUCAUCACAGAAAUCAAGUCGAUCAAGGCGUCAUUGUUCGUGCUCGGACUCUUCCAGAACUAGAACGAAACCGUCAGCUUCGCCGACAAUGACUGCAAGAAGGACAAGGAGCCAGUCGCCCUCAUCAAGUCAUCGGAAGCGUCAUUCCAUUGCCGCAAGGUCGCUUUCCCCACCACGAACUCCAGUACCGGCGUCAAGAUCAAUGGAAAACAAAGGGAGCCGUCAUCACAAAAGCAGCAGUAGCAAAAGCACCGAGAGCAAGAAGAAGAAGAAGACUGCAAAUCCUUUCCUAAUUGUUCCGUUGGCCAAACACAAGGAUUCAAGACAGCUUCGAAGCCAGCAAACGAAAGACACCUUUCCUUCAGGUCGGUCAUUGUCGCUAGCAGACCAUCCGAAAUCAACGAGGUCGACCAUCGUAAGGAAGAGAUCAAGCCGCAAAAGCAAUUCCAAGUCGACCAAGAGGUCUUCCAAGCUGGCUGAAUCAUCGUCCAUCGUUUCUGGCUUUCAAAACGAUCCAAGUCUCGACCGACAUUCCUGCCAUGAGAUUCCAAUGGUCGAAGUAAAAGCCAAAGUCAAAGUCAAGCAUAUGUCAAAGAAGAAAGCACGGCCGCAGCGAGACAGCAAGGUUGAUGUCGCCAAGCUGAAGAGUGGUACAACUACGAGUGGGAAGCGGUCGUCUUCCCCUCCAUUCGUGUCGUCCAAAUACAUGGAUGGCUGGCGAAAAGUGGUUCCUAAUGCAAGAACUCGAUUCUGA